This is a messenger RNA of Pseudogymnoascus destructans, 2161 nucleotides long. RefSeq lists its product as uncharacterized. Gene Ontology annotation, cellular component: cytoplasm; nucleoplasm. Lineage: Eukaryota; Fungi; Ascomycota; Leotiomycetes; Thelebolales; Thelebolaceae. The record is from RefSeq and is a predicted model, not a curated record. The coding region runs from base 437 to 2161 and encodes 574 amino acids. The transcript has 3 exons.
CGCUUCCGUCCAGGCUCUGGUAGUAGCUAAAACCCAUGAUUGUCCCACUACACUUUGUACUGUCUUUCAUAUUGAUUCUCUUACAACUGGCUGAUACACAGCGUCAGCGUGUUUUAAAACCGAGACCUUAUGCACUCACCCUUGAUCAACUUGUCCAACAUUAGAACCACGUUGUACAAACGAGACCCCGUCGCUACCUUAGGCUACCCUGCAGUACCCUGAAUAUCGUGGGCUACGCUACAUCAACAGAUGACGGAUUUCUGAGCCUUUGCUCAUCUGUUAUCGGUCUUCUUUGCCAAGAUCAUAUAACAACACCGAUACACCAGCCUCAGCAGGCAACUAACCAAAAGUGGCGUUUCAAGCUCUCCGAAGGACCGGCCUGGCUUUGAGUCUCGGACUUACAGCCCUGGCAGCGUACCAAGGCGUCCGAGACGUCAUGGCGGACCAACCUCAAGAACAGAGGCGGCGCCUGGAUGCCAGCGGACCCAGAGAGGUAGUAUAUUGCCACAAUUGCGAGAACGACUGGUAUCGUGACGAAAGUGGGCUUGUUUGCCCACGAUGCGAUAGUGAGAUCACGGAAAUCAUCUCAGCAGAGAAUGACCCACGGCCUCCAGCGUUACCAGCUCCAUUAUCUGCGGACGAGCUUCGAGGCCUUCGCGAGCACGAUCCUUGGGAGUACCACAAUGACUCUGACCCGGAAGAGGGUGAUAUCCGCGAGUUUAUUAGAGACAACCCACUGGGUAGGACAACCUUCAUAUCGAGGACAUUCAGAGGUUCUCCCCGCGAAGUUUUUGCAUCUGGAAGCUCUCGCCAACCACCCAAUCCCGAUGACCCCGCAUCACAAACCUUACGAGACUUUGAAGGAAUUAUAAGCGGUAUACUCGGACCAAACACACGUGUAUCUGGCCCACAGGGCGAAUACCCUGGAUCCCCAUUUGGUCCUCCUGGGCCGCGCCAUGGUGAAGAGGCUGGUGAAUCAGCUAGGCCACCCCAUUCUGCGCCACCUAGCUGGGGAGACUAUCGCCCUGGCCCUCAACCCCGAGUCUGGGGCACACGAAUGACAUUUCAGUUUGGCGGGCAACCUCCUCGCACCUUCAAUGGUGGCGAAGAACAGGGCCAGCAGGGGCCGCAAGAGCAAGACUUAACCACGAUCCUGCGUGAUCUAAUGCUCGUCUUGCAGCCUCCGGGCGCAAACGCUGGCGGCACCAAUGCACAGAACCCGCUAGGCGGCUUACAUGGCCUCCUUGCGGGCCUUCUAAACCCUGCUAAUGCGGUGCAUGGGGACGCUGUGUACAGCCAAGAAGCACUCGAUCGAAUUAUCUCGACAUUGAUGGAGCAACACUCCACAAGCAACGCGCCCGGCCCAGCACCAGCAGAGGCGAUUGCUGCACUGCCGAAGAAGAAAAUCGAUAAGGAGAUGCUGGGACCGGAGGGUAAGGCCGAGUGCAGCGUGUGCAUGGACGAUGUGGUUCUCGACGAGGAGGUGGUGGCACUACCAUGUAGUCACUGGUUUCACGAAGCGUGUGUCAAAGCCUGGUUGAGCGAGCACAACACCUGUCCCAUCUGCAGAACCGGUAUGGCCAGAGAUGGAACUGCAGUACCAGCAGGAACCAACCCCCCGUCAAGCCCUCCAAACCCAAGCGGACAGAAUAGCCCAGACCCAUUCGAGGGCGCGGAAGGUCUACCACCGUAUGCUCACCGCUCAACCUUUCGAGGGCGCAGACCAAGCAACAAUGAAACCCGUCUUGCGUCAAUCCGUCAAACCGCCGGUCUCGAACCAGAAUACAACGGCCGAGGCACAGAUUCCAGGAUGAACCCCAGCUCCCGGCGCGAACGCUCUGCAUCGCCGCUGUCGAAUAUCCCAGGGGCAUUCUCCAGCUUAAACAAUCGUAAUACCAUCUUCCGCCACCAGGAGUCCGAUACCGAUGCGGGGAGCACGGGUAGGAGAGAUCAGGAGCGUGAGCGUGAGCUCGAGAGGGAGAGGAAUCGAAAUCAUGAGAGGGGCGCGCCGCCGCUGGAUAGAAGUGGUGAGAGGGGGGCGAGACCAGGCUCGGACCAUAGCAAUAAUAGGUCGGAUAGCAUUGCUGGUACGUUUGGGAGUUGGUUUAGGAGGUUUUUGGGGGGGGGGGUGGGAGGAGUGAAUGAGCGAUUUGGGGAGUGA